CAUUUAUUUCCCCCACACCAUGCGCCACUGCUGAAUAGCAAAUAAGCAACAUUGUUUAUUUAUUUGGCAACGACGAUGACGAGGGAUUUGAAAUUAUGUGUUAGAAAUUGUACAAUUAUGGAUAUUAUGGUCGUAUUACGAUUAUAAUGUAUUGUUAACGGUUUGCAAUGUAAAUCACAUUGUUUAUUUAACACAUACGUGAGGUGUGUAUAUCGGGGAAAGAUUAUUGACGAAUAAUUGAUAUUCAUUAAAAUUUCAAUAUGACAACGUUAAAAGGUGUUUUUCCUGAUACAAAACCGAUAAAAGGAAAAAAUUUUAUACACGAAAAUGUGAAGAAUCUCCGUCGCUUAGAAAAUUUACACAACAAACAGGAUUUGCACAGAUCGCAAGCGAAUAAUCGAAAGAAAAUUAAACACGAAAGCAAUGUUAAUAGUAAAUUAAGUAGCAAUAAACGGACAGAUGAAAAUCAAGAGUUAUGCAAAAAGUGUAGUGCACCUAUGCUGAAUCAUAAGAAUAAUAAUUAUGUGAAGAAAACGAUCCAUUCGACUAGUAACAAUUUAUUAUUGGGCACGGAGAAAAAGAAAGAAUCCAGUGGUAAAGGAUCACAUAAAUCAGGGCAAAAGUUGAAAGAAAAAGUAGUGAUUGAACCAGAUUCAAAUUUCUCAUGUAAUUCUGAUGGAGAUAAUGCUGAUAAUAAUAUGGAAAAGAAAGUUACGUUUCGGAAUCAAGGAAUUCAAACUUUAGAUGAUAAGGAAGUGGAAGAAUUGUAUAAUCAGAAAACUGAUAAGAAUGUAAAAGAAAAUUUACCGUCAGAUCGUGGAGACAGUAACCAGAUCCAAAAUCCUCAAAGUAAAAAUGAACCAGUAAAAAAUGCCAAAGCUUCGUCGUUGAAGGAAGAAAUAAAUUUCAUAAAAUUUAACAAAGAGAAUACUGCAGUAAAUAAAACGGGAAUACAUGCUAACAACUCCAAUAAUAGCAAUAUUAUUCCUGCCAAUUAUCGUAUGGGCAUGGUACCAAAGAAAGAGGUUCAAGAGAAAGUGCAGAAAACUAAAGAGGAGUUGGAUCCAAAUUGUCCGAAAGGUCAUCUACCUCUGCCGGAUAUUGAAAGAAAAGAAACGUUACGAAUGUUGAGAAAAAAUUAUCAAGAUUACGUGAAUGAAUUAAAUAUGAUGCCUAUAAAGGUGGAUACACUCAGGGCCCAACGACGUAAAAUUGAAAUAGAGAAACAACUAAACAAAUUAGAAGAAGGCAUAAAAGUCUUUUCGAGGCCAAAGGUUUAUGUAAAAAUGAACGCUUGAUUUAUUAUAUAAUAUAUUUUGUCGUAAAAAAAUUAUGAAAGGCACUCGUCUGCUUAGUACUCUCGAGGAAAAGAAUUUUAAGAAUAGAUAAAUGAACUGUACUUUAUAGGAUGAUUUCUUCGAGCAACUACACAUUCCUCUUUUCUAUGAUGAUUUCGUAUACUUCAGUCUGUUAUCUAAG
Messenger RNA from Ceratina calcarata, 1479 nucleotides. RefSeq lists its product as uncharacterized. Bases 261 to 1298 code for a protein of 345 amino acids. The transcript has 7 exons. The record is from RefSeq and is a predicted model, not a curated record. Gene Ontology annotation, cellular component: cytoplasmic microtubule. Lineage: Eukaryota; Metazoa; Arthropoda; Insecta; Hymenoptera; Apidae.